This is a messenger RNA of Gilbertella persicaria, 1302 nucleotides long. RefSeq lists its product as uncharacterized. The transcript is spliced from 5 exons. Lineage: Eukaryota; Fungi; Mucoromycota; Mucoromycetes; Mucorales; Choanephoraceae. Bases 81 to 1235 code for a protein of 384 amino acids. The record is from RefSeq and is a predicted model, not a curated record.
UGAUAUUUUGUGAAAUGAAGCAAAUCUAGCUAGAUUCUCAUUUCGUGUGCGACAUUGACUUUCUUUUUCUUUUUCUUAAAAUGCUCUUACUCUCAAGCAGUUUUGUUGUUUCUCUUGUACUGUAUUUGGUGAUACAUUUUAUUAUCAACGCCAAAAGAACCACCAAUGAGUUAGUGUCUACACGUAGAGUACCUUCAAAAUCCAGUGCUUUUUUAGAAGCCUGCAACACAGAACUCAACAAAACGCCCUUGCCUGUCUUUAUUCGCGUGUAUCUGAUUGGCAUUUUUGAGACCAUAUAUAUUGCCUUGUGUCAACGUGGCUUAUUUAACGCUAGUACAACAAAGGAUAUCAACGAGCAACAAGUGGACGCGAUCGCACGACUAUUCCAGGGCAACCAAGCCUUAGCUGUCAUCACAGGUGGUGACUCAGGUAUUGGGUUAGAGAUAUGCAAAGUCUUGCUUAAAGCUGGUUUUCGUGUUGUCAUUGGGACAAGAUCAAUAGAGACCUGUCAAAAAAUCAUAGAGGAGCUACAAUCACUCACUGGAUCUGAUAAAGUAUCAUGUAUCCCACUUGAUUUGACAUCAUUCAGAUCAGUACGUGAUUUUGUAGACCAAGUCAAGUUAAUCGCACCCAAGAGAGACAUACAACUAUUGAUUAAUAAUGCUGGAAUCAUGAACACGCCUUAUACUGUUACAGACGAUGGCUAUGAAUCACAAUGCCAAACAAAUUAUCUUUCACCUGUCUUAUUAACUCGGUUGCUUUUGCCUUGGAUGAACACAAAACAGGGUCGUGUCUUGUUUGCCUCAAGUUCAACUCUCUAUGCCAUUAAUCAAUUAAACACUAACUUUUCGUAUGGAAAGUACAGACUCAAUGGACUUGAUCAUUAUGCAUUUAGUAAAGCAUGUAUUGGUCAACUCGUACCGCGCUUAGCUAAAACGACUCGGGUGCCAAUCUACUCGUAUCACCCAGGCACAGUGCGUACUCGCUUAUUUGCCCACACAGCUAUUUUUAAUUUAGCUUUUGUAUCGAAAUUGUUUGAUUUUAUUAUGCUCUCCCCAAAAGAAGGAAGUCAGACGCCACUUUAUUUAUGUUUGACAAAGGAUGUAGGAGACACGGGUACAUAUUGGGCAAACAAGCGUCCACAAGCCUUACCUUCUGUUUGGAUAAAUGGAAAAAAGAAUGAUAUUGAAACUUUAUGGAACGAUACCUUAAAGAAAUGUGGUUUGGAAAAAUAAAAAAUAAAAAAUCGGAAAAAACCCAUUCUCCGAGUAGGGAAGAUUUCUUCUUUUUUUUUACCUGGAC